Drosophila miranda is the source of this 954-nucleotide messenger RNA. RefSeq names its product pyridoxine/pyridoxamine 5'-phosphate oxidase. Gene Ontology annotation, molecular function: FMN binding; pyridoxamine phosphate oxidase activity. The record is from RefSeq and is a predicted model, not a curated record. Gene Ontology annotation, biological process: pyridoxal 5'-phosphate biosynthetic process; pyridoxine biosynthetic process. Lineage: Eukaryota; Metazoa; Arthropoda; Insecta; Diptera; Drosophilidae. Bases 94 to 750 code for a protein of 218 amino acids. The transcript is spliced from 3 exons.
GGAGCACUUGGACUUACCUGAAAAACACGCUGAAACCCAUAGAAGCCACAGGACAGAGCCACAAAUAUCCAAAACACAGCAUUUAUCAGGAAUAUGGCCCAAACAUCAGCGUUAGCCAAAAUCAUUGACCCUCCCAUCGAUCCUGUGCAGAUGUUUAAGCAUCUUCUAGAGACAGUUGAUCAAGGGAAACCGGAUGGCUCGUUUAAAGAGAUGAAUCUGGCCACUAUAGAUGACGAAUUCGGGGUGCUCAACCGAACUGUGGUAUAUCGUGGCCUCUCCAGCGACAACUAUGUGUUCUACAUCACCCAUCGAUACACGCGCAACUGCAAGAAUCUCCAGGCCAAUCCGAAGGCCAGCAUAACCUUUUAUCUGCCGCUCGUAAAGGAUGAUGCUGAUGGCAAGGACACCACAUGGCAGGUGCGUUUGAUUGGGGCCACGGCAGUGGAGCUACCCGUAUCUGAAAUGGAUGCCUUGUGGGACAAAGAGGAUUUGCCGGCCAAGAUACGUGGCCACGUCUUUCCCUGUGGCGAGCCCGUGGACUACGAUCAGCUAAAGUUGAAGCACGACACCUUCCUGAGAGAGCACUUGACCUCAGGGAAGCCCAUCGAGAGGCCAGCUAGCUACACCGGCUGGAAAUUCCAGCCCCAACGCUGGGACUUUCUCAAAGUGGGCCAGGGCCUGAUAGCCGAUCGUUUUCAGUAUCGCCUGCAGAGCAACGGUAAAUGGGAGUCCAUGCACGUUUCCACCUGAAUCCUGAGCUUUUGGGGCUUUUGGGAGCUUCACUUGAUUUCAUUUUAUUCAACAAUAUCUUUCUACAAACAGCUAAAAGUAAUUUCUAACAACUAAAUGUGCUUCUUUUUCGACAUGUUUAACAUACAAUUACAGCAUAGUUAAUAAAUAUUACACAAAACAGCAAAAAAAAAAUAGAAUAGAAUAGAUUACGUAUAAAAAGAG